Messenger RNA from Glossina fuscipes, 3680 nucleotides. It is a transcript of the gene Ube4A, whose product is annotated as ubiquitin conjugation factor E4 A. The transcript is spliced from 4 exons. The coding region runs from base 220 to 3231 and encodes 1003 amino acids. Gene Ontology annotation, cellular component: cytoplasm; nucleus; ubiquitin ligase complex. Gene Ontology annotation, molecular function: ubiquitin-ubiquitin ligase activity. The record is from RefSeq and is a predicted model, not a curated record. Lineage: Eukaryota; Metazoa; Arthropoda; Insecta; Diptera; Glossinidae. Gene Ontology annotation, biological process: protein polyubiquitination.
AUGCCUCAAACGCUUCCGAAACGUUUUAACUGAUUGCCUUAUUUCUUACUUCUUAUAAAACGCAAUCUUUGACAAAAGAACGCUUUGUAGACAGACGCAAGUAAUAGACGAGUAUUGAAAACGUUUAUGUUAUUCUAAUUAUUUUAUCAGUGUUGACGAAUUUUAUCAAAAUAUUAAUUAUAAAAAAAUAUAAAAUAAUAAUAAAUAAAAUCAAGUGCAAUGGGUAAUGCUGACAAUCCGUUUGCUGCUUUGCUUGCUGACUCUAAGGCUAAUAUAAAUAAGGAACUUAUCGAGGAUAUAUUUUUGUUUACAUUGCGUCCGCAAACACGAGAACGUUCGAAGGAGAGAGCUUUAUUAUGUUUGGCCGAUGUAAUUGUCAAUGAUAGUAGUCCAGAGACGGGAAUGGGUGAGGAGCUGUUGUCUCACGCCGUAUUCGAGCGCAUUAUGUUAGGGAAUACAAGGGAGUAUCUAAUACCUGGGCUAAACGAGGAGGACGCCAUACAAACGGAUACUAUUGUCUAUUUGCAUCGAGCUUACAUUGCAUGUGAAGAAUUUAAACAACAGCGCAGUAAUCUUGCGGCAGAUUGCGAUGCAAUUCGCACGCUUAUAAUUACAAACGUUAGCACAUGUAUGCGACAACCAGAUUUAUUUCCUGGUCGUACAGUGUGCGAACAGUGGCGCGAUAUAAUUAAUAUCUCUGAAGAAUAUUGCACCCGGGAAACAAUGGAUUUUCUUGUAGAAUGUAUUGCAAAAAUUUACAUUGAUGAAGAGACUCUAGAAGCUCUGGGAGCAUUAAAGGCAAACUUUUAUCCAUUGUUGGGGAAGGUGCAAACGGAAAUAAGCCAAGCAAAUCUUGUAACUUUAAAGAAAAAAAUUUUUUGGCUUCUCAAUUUCUUUGUGAAAGAGAAACGUACCCCACAGAUGGGUGAAAUACUAAUUGACUUUACCACACCCAAUCCCAAUGCAAAUGGUGCAGCUUAUAUGGAUACCUUAAUCGGGCAAUUAUUUUCCAUAUCGAUUUUGCCGAAGAAUCAGAACGGUCCUUAUGAAUUCUUUGGCGAUUUCACCUUAGAUUCGAGACACACUGAUCCAGCUUUAUGGGAAUGCAUGGCAAAUCAUCAAAACUCUUUGUUUAUGCUUAUCAAGCAAUUAUUAAUGCAAGAUGCCAACAAUAAACAAAAAAUGUUGGAAUGGUUCGCAAAAUGUUUGCAUGCAAACGUUUCUCGUGGCCAUUUGUGGAAUAAUCUAAAUACAGGUUUGGAUAAUUUGUUAAAGCAAAACGCAAGCGACGCCUUUGUGAUCGGUCUUACAUCUGUGCUGUUGAGGCUAUGUACUCCUCUUUGUGAACCCGUGCUUAAGGUUCUCCUGGUGGACCCAACAUAUUGCGGUGUUAUUGAAGAUGAGCGUCAAAAAAAAUCGGUUAGCAUGUUAAAAGCUUACGAGGAAACGUGCCUUCUGCCGGUUGAAGAGAAUGAGAAGCGUUUAACAGCCGACAAGUUCAAUUUUGUUACAGAACUCUUCUUUCUGACUCAUAAAGCUUACGAACUAAGCUACAAAGCUAGUAUUGAACGAUUCAUUCAAAUGACACGCGAAUUGCACAACAUGCAGUCAGCGUAUCAAGAUGUGAUUAAUACUGAUCCUAAUAACGAUUUUGCGAAAAAUCUGCUGCGAAUGCUUAAAGAGCAAAUGCAACCAUAUUUAUGCUUAUGCAAUUGUCUAAUGGAGCCUGAGAACGAUACUGCUAUACUUAAAUUCUUCGAAGCUUCAGCUAUAUGGCUAACAGAAAUUUCUUUGAUCUCAGCGGAGAAUUAUGCUGGUUGUGUGAAUAGAAGCGAUUUUGCUCCGCAUACGCGUAACAAUUUUGAAUUGCCGGAGGAAAUUGAAUUUACGCCACGUACCUUAUGUUCUGUACCCGAAAGCAUAAUUGACAAUAUUGUAACAUAUUUAAAUUUUAGUCGACAUUUUCCAUCGGGACAGUAUAUACAAAUGUACCCGUCGUCGCAUGAAGCAUUUUUUAAAAUGAUAAUACUUUUUAUGGGCAGUUCAAAGUUGGUCAAAAAUCCUCAUUUACGUGCUAAGCUAGCGGAGGCUUUAGAGUUUUUCUUACCAAAGCGUGCAACGGGAGCACCGUUUCAGACCCACAUAUUCGACUCGCAUCCGGAACGUUUAAAAGUAAUUCCUAGUUUACUUAACGUUUUUGUUUCAAUCGAAAUGACUGGACAAUCAGUGCAAUUUGAACAAAAAUUUAAAUAUCGUCGACCGAUGUAUGCCAUCAUGGAGUUUCUUUGGACAAAAGAGGAAUACGUUCAAUGUUUUCGCAAUUUGGCCGUCGAAGCCGAAUCCAAUAUGGAAGCCAUUGAACCGCCAAUAUUCUUGCGUUUUAUCAAUCUGUUGAUAAACGAUGCCAUCUUUCUUUUGGAUGAAUCACUUGAAAAUUUACAACAGAUACGGCAAUUGCAAGAGGCUCAAGCGAACGGUGAAUGGGAUAAUUUAACUGAAAGCGAACGUCAACAGCAUCAUUCCAAUCUGCAUCAAUUGGGCAAUUACGCCCGUUUCGAUAACAUUUUGGGUCGCGACACCAUAAAUCUUCUAAAAUUGCUUACUACCGAAAUUAAAAGCAUCUUCUGUCAUAAAAGUAUGGUCGAUCGUAUAACUUCGAUGCUUAAUUAUUUUCUUUUAAAUUUAGUUGGCCCUCAAAAAGAAAAAUUCAAAGUGAAAGACAAAAAGGAAUUCGAAUUUGAUCCGGCAAACACAGUAUUAGAGAUUUGUCAUAUUUAUAUCAAUUUAAGUAGUAGCGAUAGUUUCUGCUUAGCUGUUUCGCAGGAUGGACGAUCAUACAGUUCCCAAUUGUUUAGCUAUACCGAAAACAUUCUUAUACGAAUUGGCGGUGGUCAGUUAAUUGGGGAAAUGGCCGAAUUUGCGGGAAAAGUACAAAAGAUGGAAAACCAAUAUAAACAAGAGCAGGAAUGUUUAGCUGAAGCGCCAGAGGAAUAUUUAGAUCCUAUUAUGUCGACUGUAAUGACAGAUCCAGUCAUCUUGCCUAGCUCAAAAGUAACUGUCGAUCGAUCUACUAUAGCCCGUCACUUGUUAAGCGAUCAAACGGAUCCAUUUAAUCGAGCCCCUCUGACCAUGGAUAAGGUCAUACCCAACGAAACUCUUAAAAAUGAAAUACAAACAUGGCUAGCCGAGAAACGUGCUGCUUGCAGUAACGAAAAUUUAAUAAAAAGUUGAAUAGCUUCCUUGUAAUAUGCUUUUUAUUACGCUACCCAGACCCAAAGACAUUAAUAUAUAAUUAUAGUUGGAUGAAAAACUUUUUCUAUUUUGGUGUAAACUUACUUAUAAUUACGUGAUAAUAUAUGGGUUUUCGAUGUUAUUUCUAUUCCGCAUAUUCAAAAUUGUUUUGAUUUUAAUUUAUCAAGUAAAACGUAAACGAGUAAUGACUGUCGAUUUCAUAUGCAAAUAAAAUCGUUUUUUUUUUUCCUCCUCUUCGAUCUUAUCAUAUUUUAAAUAGAAAUGAUUAAAAUUUAUCAUUUCUUAUACACUAUAAAUAUUACUGAUGAAUUUAUAUCCAAAAAAAAGCAACAACUAAUAAUUUUCGUGAUGAACAAAUCUGAUAUAUGAAUUCAAUGGUUCAUAAUCUGCCAUGAAUUGUUUCAGGUCAUUUUUAUAGCUACCACUGU